Molecule: messenger RNA, 1410 nt
Organism: Aspergillus tanneri
Lineage: Eukaryota; Fungi; Ascomycota; Eurotiomycetes; Eurotiales; Aspergillaceae
Exons: 3
Coding region: 1-1410 (469 amino acids)
Source: RefSeq, a predicted model, not a curated record
AUGUUAACCUCACCACCAAAUAGGUCCACUGGCACGCAGGACAUAUCAGUGGAGUCUGACUCUCCAUUUAGGGCUUCCAAUACUCUGCCUGAGAGUUCGGAUCCGCGUGUCUCUUUCACUCUACCCUCUAAUGUUCAGCCCUCUCGUGCUGAUUGUUUUGAUCAACUUUUCGUCUCUCACUUCAUCGAAUCAUUCGGUCACCUAAAGGAACCGGAUCCUGGCGUCCCUUCUCCAGUUUGGCUUGAUGAACUCCCGAUUAUACUUUAUUCGCCUGUGCCAUCCUUGGUCAAGUUUUCGAUCCGUGCCGGAUCAAUGCUGUCUUACGGGACGCAGGCUCAGGACAUUUCGAUACAGACAGAAUCCCACAGGUGGUACGCGAGAUCUCUCCGGGAUUUACGUUCGCUGUUGCAACGAAGCGUCUCACCGCAGGAGAGAGCUACACUGCUUACCGAGGAUGUACUUUGCGCCGUUGUAAUGCUGAUUCAUUUUGAGACCAUGGCUGGAACAAGUCCUACCGCUUGGGUUCAACAUGUGGAGGGUGCGGCGGUAAUACUAGAGGCUCGAGGUCCUGAGAAUUGUCGACUAGGAUUUAUGAAUCAGCUGUUUCGCCAUGUUAGACUUCAAGCGACCCUUGCGGCAAUAGCUCAAAGCAAAACCCCCCACUUUGGGUCACCCCGAUGGAUGUCUAUUCCAUUCGACGUCAACCCAAAGAGUGUUUUUGAUGAUUUCGUCGAUACUCUGCUCCUGUUAACACAAUGCCUAUUCGUCGCUGAAGAGUUGAUAGAACAUCGAGAUGCGACAAGCAUCCAGAUGGAAGAGUUAAAGGCACUGGUAGAGUUGACCACAUCCCGAAUAGAUAGUCUGAGAUCGCAUAGUGUCUUCUCGCUCAGAUCCACCGAUGGAAGCCCAAAUAUGCCCCCCGGUGUGGCUCUUGAAUCCAUGGAUCCUUUUCACCGGAUUCAAGUGGAACAUCCUGGGGAAGACAGCUACCCAAACAUAGGGAGAGUGUCCCUCAAGGCGUUGUACGAUGCCGCCUGUGUUAUGAUCCUCUCUCUCUCUUCUCUCGUGUUAGAAGCGGCAGAUACGUACAGAGAGCGCAUCAGGCGACAUGCACAGUCAAUCAUAUCUGCUAAUGAGUUAAUCAAUGGAAAUACCAAUGGAAUAAUUGACCGAGGAUCCAUAAUGAUGCUCUUUCCCCUGACGAUUUCCAUCUCCAGCGAACAGCAAAUAUGCCUUCCUAGCGAGUAUCGGGAAGAGGGUAUAUCGUCAUCUAUCAGAGAUCUCACCGAAAGGGGGAACGCAGGGACUCUACGAGCUCCUUUGUAUCCCAGCAAAUCGACCUCAGAAGACUUCCUAGAGGGAAUUAACUCUCCGAACUAUGUUACAUCGGUGCAACAAGUACUGCGCUAG